ACGCAGGAACGCGCUCCCCAGCUGUCAGUGGAGCCACUCUUUGCAGCCAUGGGGCUAAGCGACACAGACAAGUGCACGGCUGGAGGCUCCCCCACCGAGGCAUUUGAGAAGCUGAUUACUCUUGAUGGCAGCAGUGGGCUCACAGGGGACAAUGAUCCGGCUUCAAGUUUUCCAGUGUAUGCAUUUGAGAGCACACGGUUCAAGGGGUAUGUGGGGCUCAUGCUGGCAGUGCAGCGGCAGCCGGUGGACAUAGAUUGCAACCAACCGUUGCCCAAGGAGAUUGUUCUUCAGCUGGAUGGCACCCCUCCCACACCCUGCACUGCCUUCUUCUACACCCUCAAUCGAGACACCUGUGCAUCUAUCUGCAAGCAGCUGAACUUUUCCCAGGGCAGUCUCACCGCUCUCAACCCCGGCCUUGACUGCACGAUGCCCAUCAAGGCGGGCCACUCGGUAGGCAUGGAUACCCAUGAUGAAGAUGUUUCUAACGCGGAUGAGACUGCUGGACGACAGAGAGGAGCAGGAGAAGAAUAGCAAGCAACAUGCAGCCGCUGCAUUCUCGCCUGCAUCAGCUGCUAUGUGGCGGCGGCUACACAUAAUCAGGAGGAUCAUAUCUUUUGGAUUUGAUGUGAUCUUCACAGACAAUGACGUCAUGUGGCUGCAGGACAUAGAUUGCAACCAACCGUUGCCCAAGGAGAGUGUUCUUCAGCUGGAUGGCACCCCUCCCACACCCUGCACUGCCUUCUUCUACACCCUCAAUGUG
Molecule: messenger RNA, 760 nt
Organism: Closterium sp. NIES-67
Lineage: Eukaryota; Viridiplantae; Streptophyta; Zygnematophyceae; Desmidiales; Closteriaceae
Source: the annotation of a GenBank genome assembly